Messenger RNA from Puccinia graminis f. sp. tritici CRL 75-36-700-3, 111 nucleotides. RefSeq lists its product as uncharacterized. The record is from RefSeq and is a predicted model, not a curated record. NCBI's taxonomy places the organism in Eukaryota, Fungi, Basidiomycota, Pucciniomycetes, Pucciniales, Pucciniaceae. The transcript is spliced from 3 exons. Bases 1 to 111 code for a protein of 36 amino acids.
AUGGCCAACAAUAAAUCAUUCCUUUGGCUACUUUGGUUCAUGAAAGUCUCCCUCAGCACCCCAAUUCAGGUUCUAUUCCAGAAAGGUGCAGCUUUUUUGGCAGCAGUAUAA